This is a messenger RNA of Anopheles darlingi, 2121 nucleotides long. Its product is annotated as nose resistant to fluoxetine protein 6-like. The record is from RefSeq and is a predicted model, not a curated record. Bases 1 to 2121 code for a protein of 706 amino acids. Gene Ontology annotation, molecular function: acyltransferase activity, transferring groups other than amino-acyl groups. The transcript has 12 exons. NCBI's taxonomy places the organism in Eukaryota, Metazoa, Arthropoda, Insecta, Diptera, Culicidae.
AUGGGAAAUUCGGUGCUGGCCAUCGUUAGCUCUGUGUUCUUCCUGCUGUUCCAGUUGAUGAUGCUCCCGAGGGUUCGAGGAGAGUUCAUUGAAUUGUCACAGUACCAUCGAAUGCCAAAGCUUUGGAUGACGGACGAUUACGAGGACUGCCUGGAGCUGCCUGGCCCGGAUGAUCCUGACGGUGUUUACUGUACGGCGGCGGUGGUACUGAAACCCAACAAUCAAUCCGAUCUCUGGAGAUUGAUUGAGGAUUUUUCCAGCGAUUACAAACGUCACUUCAACCAUGCGGUUCUCAAGCGUGGUAUCUGCAUACAGCGCUGUCAGCAAAUCGUACAGCAGCUUUCCCCGUCGGCCCGUGAAGCGCUUACUGUCGAUAAUUUUCCAAUCAACAUUAAGUAUAAAUUCGAUGACGACAUCUUCUACGACUCGGCGGAAAAUCGUGCAAAGUAUGACGAUUUGGUGGAGGUUUGCAUUAACAAGCAGCUCAACGAUACGUACGGUUUGGUGGCUCACGCUGAGGUACAAACCUGCGAUACAUCCACGAGAGAGAUGCAACUCGAUACAUUGGACUACUCGUUCUGGAUCAUUUUUCUGCUGCUGAUCGUGUUAGUGAUAGUAUCCUCGUGGUAUGACAGCUCGAUCAACUACAAGCAAAACGUCAGCCACUUCCAACAGGAUCUAGAUAGUAAACGUAAAAUGUUGUGGACAUCCUUCUCGAUCCAGCGCAACUGGUACCGACUGACGUCACGUUCGCAGGGUGAAACACACAAAAAGCUACGAUUCUUUCAGGCCCUUCGCUUCUUCACGAUGACGCUCGUCAUUUUCGGUCACGCCGUACUGCUGAUAACCGUCAGUCCGAUCACACACCCGGAAAAGUUGGAACAGCUGUAUCACAGUGUCGGCAGCAUGAUACUCACGAACGGUGUGCAGAUCACGCAAACGUUUCUCGCGAUGAGCGGCACUCUGCUCGCAAUUCAGUUCCUAGAGUUUGCCGAAAAGCGAAAGGGCAAGAUCAGCAUACUGUACGUGCCGAUCACGAUCUUCUAUCGGUACAUUAGAUUGACGCCUGUGUACGCGUUCGUGAUACUGUUUCAUGCCACCUGGUUGCUGAAGCUCCAGUACGGUCCAAUCUGGCGCUGGGGAGCGGAAACGGAGCAGGUGUUCUGUCGGCGAAACUGGUGGACUAAUCUGCUCUACAUUAACAACUACUGCGUACAGCAGGGCUGGUACCUGGGGGCCGAGUUCCAGAUCUUCACGAUAGCGCUGGUGGUGCUCGUGGCGAUCGUAAACUUGCCUCGCCUGAAAGUCGCAAUCCUAACCCUGGUCCUCGUGGUAGCAUACACUAUUCCCGCCCUUUUCAUCUACUACCAGCGGCUGGAAGGGACCUUCGUGAUUACGCUGGAGGCUCAACGGUACGUGUUGUGGCACGAUAUGAACUACCUUCGGUCCUACAUUCCGACGCACAUCAACUUUGGCAACUACAUGCUCGGUGUACUGACGGGCGUCAUCUAUGUGGAGCUGUGCCGCCGCUCGAUCAACCUGGCCGAGCGUAAAUGGUUCCGCGUGCUCUGGUAUCUCAACGUUCCGUUCAAUCUCCUCAUGAUGCUGCCCUCGUACAUGUUCUACGUGAACGAGUUUCCCAAACCUUCCGCCUGGAUGGCAAUCUACUUUGUCGUUUCGAAGAACCUCAUCGGCAUCGGGCUCUGUAUUUUGUUUCUGGGGAUGAUCUUUGGCGUCAGCAGGGCGGCUAUGCGGCUGCUGAACUAUCGCUUCUUUGAACCACUGGGUCGGCUCUCUUAUGGUGCGUACCUGUGCCAUCCGCUCAUCAUGCGCUACCUGUACGUGAGUACGCGAGGACCCGUGUACUACAGUGAUCUAACAACGCUUGCCCUGACACUCGGUUCGGUUGUAUUGUCAUGCCUGAUGGCCUUGCUGUUGUGCCUGCUGAUCGAACUUCCAACAUCCGCGAUUCAGAAACAGCUUUUCGGUGGUUUGAUGGGUCACAAAAAGCAUAAUCAAAUAGUCCCGGAAGUGGCACGACCCCCUAAUACUGCUACUGCUGUCCCGAUCGAACCCGGUUUGGAGGAAAAGAAAAUGGAUACGGACACAAGAACGCCAUAA